This is a messenger RNA of Pleurotus ostreatus (oyster mushroom), 327 nucleotides long. RefSeq lists its product as uncharacterized. Bases 1 to 327 code for a protein of 108 amino acids. The transcript is spliced from 3 exons. The record is from RefSeq and is a predicted model, not a curated record. Lineage: Eukaryota; Fungi; Basidiomycota; Agaricomycetes; Agaricales; Pleurotaceae.
AUGGCUGGAUUCAUCAGCGACGCUCAGGCCAAGGCCCUUUCUCAAGAGGCGGAGGCCUCUAUCUGGAGCAAUGAUGGGCAGAACGCUAAUAGUAAUGCUGUCCAAGGCUCGAAAGAGCAGCAAUUUACCAUCCAGCCCCAUCCUGCUAAAACCAACGAUCCGAACGAUUUGAAGCCAUCGGUUGGCUUCUUGGCCAAUGCUGGCAUAGCAGCUCACCAUGCCACUGGCCCGCAAAUUCCGAACCAGGAGAUUUUGAACAGUCUAGAGCAACCUCUUAGCCGUGAAGAACUUCAGAAGAGGCAGGCCGAGUUGAACAACCUAAACUAG